GUUUUUGACUUUUAGGAGGCAUGGAGACAGUACCUAGGCUAGUAUACGUAGAGACAGCGUUAAGGCUACGGUACCUACCGGUAGAUACCUUCAGGCUCCCGCUAUCAUAUACCUGGGUACCAGGUGGUACCAGGCUUGCAUAUGGCAUUGCACGGUAGAUGAUCGAUUUGUUCUGCAUGAGGUCGAGAUCCUGAAGGCUGAAUCUGAGCAGCAUCCUGUCCAAAGUCCUCAAACUUCUAGAUCCCUUUUCGGAUCAACAUCACCGUUCGCCUGAUACCGGUAACUGAGCAGCAUGGCGUUCCUGAAGCAGAUUCUGCCCGCUUUGCGCCAGGCGGUUCCUCCGCUGCAGCGCUCUAUGUCAUCUGCGGCUGACCAGAAGAGGAAGGUGGCAAUCCUUGGAGCAGGAGGCGGCAUUGGGCAACCCUUAGGGCUGCUCAUGAAGUUGAAUCCUGCUGUUGGCAAAUUGGCGCUGUACGAUGUUGCGGGGACUGCGGGGGUAGCUGCUGACAUCAGCCACAUUAACACCACUGCAGAGACCACCGGCCACACUGGGCCUGAGGAGCUGGAGGCCGCCCUGACUGGUGCGGAUGUGAUCAUCAUCCCGGCGGGCGUGCCGCGCAAGCCCGGCAUGACGCGUGACGACCUGUUCAACAUCAAUGCGGGAAUUGUCAAGACCCUGGCCGAGGCAAUUGCCAAGUACAGCCCCUCUGCCAUGGUGACGGUCAUCAGCAACCCGGUCAAUUCCACAGUUCCCAUUGCUGCGGAGACGUUCAAGAAGGCCGGCACCUUCGAUCCCAAGCGACUGUUUGGCGUGACCACUUUGGACGUUGUGCGGGCAAGGACGUUCCUGGCAGCAAAGAAGGGCUUGGAUGUGCAAUCGGUUGAUGUCCCUGUGGUUGGUGGCCAUGCUGGGGUCACCAUCUUGCCCCUCUUCUCACAGGCUACCCCGAGCGUCACUCUGACUGAUGAGGAGCUGGAGGCCCUGACGAAGCGGACCCAGGAUGGUGGCACGGAGGUCGUGCAGGCCAAGGCGGGCAAGGGCUCGGCAACGUUGUCAAUGGCCUAUGCUGGCGCCUUGUUCGCUGACGCCGUCCUGAAGGGCCUCAAUGGCGCCACCGACCAAGUGCAGUGUGCGUACGUGGAGUCCAGCGUGGUCCCAGGCCUGCAGUACUUCUCUUCAAAGGUGCGGCUGGGCCCGUCUGGUGCAGAGGAGGUUAUGGGCCUGGGCACGCUCAGUGCAUAUGAGCAGAAGGGGCUGGAGGCUUUGAAGGCCGAGCUCAAGGCUAGCAUCGACAAGGGAGUCAGCUUUGCAAAUCAGUAGACGGGUCAAACCAAAGAUGGAGGCAAUAAGAAGAUUAUGGUCGGGUCUGAUGUGGUCCAGACAUCGGAAGCUUUGCAGUGAUUUUGCAGGUUCGUAACGCAUGCAUUGGAAAUGGAAGUAUUGAAAAGCUCUUGAGUCCUGCUUCUGCAUCUGAUGAUUGGAUUGUCCUGAACCUCGGGACUACUUGUUCGACCAUCUCGAUCAGGAGUGGAUUCUCGUUCAAAUCAACUGGAGUUCCUCUAACAUGUUCACGGCCUUGAGGACACAGACGG
Messenger RNA from Klebsormidium nitens, 1593 nucleotides. The record is from the annotation of a GenBank genome assembly. Lineage: Eukaryota; Viridiplantae; Streptophyta; Klebsormidiophyceae; Klebsormidiales; Klebsormidiaceae.